CCAGCGGCAGCUGCGCUCAUGUUGUUGUAGCUACUCUCUCUCUCUGGAAAUAUUUUUCUCUUUCGAAAUAUUUCGUCUCUUGUUUUCGUCGCGGCCUGUACACAUCCUAGUAUCUAGCGUUUGGUAUCAUACCUUGUCACAAUAUCAAGUUAAACCGAGUAAUGGACUCAGACGAAGGGUACAAUUAUGAAUUCGACGAGGAGGAAGAGGAAUGCAGCGAAGACAGCGCCGAGGAGGAUCCCGAAGACGACACCCUGGAAGUGGAGUUGGAUGAUCCUGUUGUGGCCGGUGGAGAACGAGAUGAAUGUGGGGAGACCGGGGGCAGUGGCCUAGGGCCCGGUCAAGACGAAGAGGAUUAUCGGUUCGAGGUUUUGACUGCUGAACAGAUCCUUCAGCAUAUGGUCGAGUGUAUCAGGGAGGUCAAUGAUGUCAUCCAGAACCCUGCAACGAUAACAAGAAUACUUCUUAGUCACUUCAAUUGGGACAAAGAGAAACUGAUGGAAAGAUAUUUUGAUGGGAACCUUGACAAAUUGUUCUCGGAAUGCCAUGUCAUCAACCCCAGUAAGAAGUCGAGGACACGGCUGAUGAACACGAGGUCCUCUGCUCAGGAUCUUCCCUGUCAGAUCUGCUACCUGAACUACCCAAACUCGUACUUCACUGGCCUGGAGUGUGGACACAAGUUCUGCAUGCAGUGUUGGGGUGACUACUUGACUACCAAAAUCAUUGAGGAGGGGAUGGGACAGACAAUUUCCUGCCCUGCUCACAGCUGUGAUAUAUUGGUGGACGACAACACAGUCAUGAGACUGAUCACAGAGUCCAAGGUGAAGUUGAAGUACCAACACUUGAUUACCAAUAGUUUUGUAGAGUGCAAUCGACUGUUAAAAUGGUGCCCAGCGCCAGACUGUCAUCACGUAGUCAAAGUCCAGUACCCAGAUGCUAAGCCUGUGAGAUGCACAUGUGGCCGGCAGUUCUGCUUCAAUUGUGGCGAGAACUGGCAUGAUCCCGUCAAGUGUAAGUGGUUGAGGAAAUGGAUCAAGAAGUGUGACGAUGACAGCGAGACGUCUAACUGGAUCGCAGCCAAUACAAGGGAGUGCCCCAAAUGCCACGUGACCAUUGAGAAGGACGGCGGCUGCAACCACAUGGUGUGUCGGAACCAGAGCUGCAAGGCAGAGUUCUGCUGGGUCUGCCUGGGGCCCUGGGAACCACACGGCUCUGCCUGGUACAACUGCAACCGCUACAAUGAGGAUGAUGCCAAGGCAGCGAGGGACGCCCAAGAGGUAACACGGUCCAGGGCAGCCCUGCAGAGGUACCUGUUCUACUGCAACCGCUACAUGAACCACAUGCAGUCGCUGCGCUUCGAGCACAAGCUGUACGCCGGGGUCAAGGCCAAGAUGGAGGAGAUGCAGCAUCACAACAUGUCCUGGAUCGAGGUGCAGUUCCUGAAGAAGGCCGUGGACGUGCUGUGUCAGUGUCGCUCCACUCUCAUGUUCACCUACGUCUUCGCCUUCUACCUCAAGAAGAACAACCAGUCCAUCAUCUUUGAGAAUAAUCAGGCUGACUUGGAGAACGCUACGGAGGUUCUGUCUGGAUAUCUGGAGCGGGACAUCUCCCAGGACUCUCUGCAGGACAUCAAACAGAAAGUACAGGACAAGUACAGAUACUGUGAGAGUCGGCGUCGUGUGCUGCUGCAACAUGUGCACGAGGGCUAUGAGAAGGACCUCUGGGAAUACAUAGAAGAUUAAGGAUAGACUCUUUACUAAAAGAGAAACCUCUACAGACUAGAGAGCGCUGAUGCAAUGCCACGGGGCAGGUUGUUGCUGAUCUUCCCAAUAUUGCAUUUUUUUUUUCCUCCUCUUGGGUUUUGUUUAAUGGAAAAGUUUAAAAUAAAUUAUAUCAAAAUAAUAAAUAAUAAAAAAAAAAGUAGAAUAUUUCAAACAUUAAUCGUACAACAGUAUUGUUUGUAGCAGAUUGGAUUGUGAGGACAAAAAAAAAAGAACUCCCCCGCUUCUCUCAAUUGGUCACUAUUGUAACAUCAUCAUCACCCCCCCCCCCCCCCCCCCCACCCUGUUCAGUUUCCCAGUGAUGUAUUUUAUUUGUUUACUUUUUAAAGUACCCUUGUGUGGGACAUGGGUUUGUGUUCAACACAGUCCAACUGCCAUGUUCAUUAAAUGUGUUUAGAUCACAUGUAGGGUUUUUUGAAUGUUGAUUUGCUGAUUGUAAGGUGCUGAACCAUGUGGGUUGGCAGGAAACAGACCAUAGGGAGUGCAGGAAAAAGGAAACCUGUUUUUCAGUUUGUAAAUAACGCAUAUGCAUGGAACAGCAAGUGUGGCCGUUUUCUUUCGUUUGUCUUUUGUUUUGAAAAAUAUUUAUUCUUUUUUUUCAAAUAUUCAAUAUUGUUGCUGUGUAGAAGACAAGUUCGCUCCUGCUUUAAAAGAAAAUGUAUUCUUUGUGAGGGUUUUUAGAAGCUGUGUAGCUUCACCCAGGAGGACAAGGAAAGAAACAGUUUGAACGAGCGAUGAAACUCUGACCGGGUUGUUGUAGCUUUUUGAAAGCAAUUCUGACAAAAAAACAAAAUCCACCUAAAAGGACAGCAUUAGGUGAGAGAAUGAGACUAAAGAACAAACCAUCUUCUUCUUCUUUUUAACAGCAAGCCAGACUGUAGUUCAGGUAAUACAUUGAUUUAUUCAUAGUUGGAAUUGACCUUGCAACCUUCAGAGGUUAUCAGCUAAUUGCACCUGAGGGGGUUUUGAGAAAUGAACAGAGAAUGGACUUGGAAAGGACUCCGUUGUGUCCUAAGUGGCUCCAUAUUCUCUAUAUAGCACACUAUGGGCCCUGGUCAAUAGUAAUGCAUUGUAAAGGGAAUAGAGUGCCGUUUGGGAUGAAGGUAAUGUCCUGGUUGUUCUACCCCCCUCCCUCCCUCCUUCCUUCCCUCUUGUUUUUGUUCUUCCAUCACCACCCCUCCUCCUGUUUCUCCUUAGAAGUUGUAAUUUCUAGAUAACACACUACCAACUGUUUCAUGAGAGCCAAAUUGAGUGACAUUCACUCAUUUAAAAACAAAUAAACAAAUGUAUUUCUUUUUUCAGACUUGAGCUUUUCCUCAUGGUUUUUUGUUUGCACCUUGGUAACCUGGGAGGCGGUAGGGCACCUUGGUAACCUGGGAGGCGGUAGGGUACCGUGGUAACCUGGCAGGCGGUAGGGCACCUUGGUAACCUGGGAGGCGGUAGGGUACCGUGGUAACCUGGCAGGCGGUAGGGUACCGUGGUAACCUGGCAGGCGGUAGGGCACCGUGGUAACCUGGGAGGCGGUAGGGCACCUUGGUAACCUGGGAGGCGGUAGGGCACCUUGGUAACCUGGGAGGCGGUAGGGCACCUUGGUAACCUGGGAGGCGGUAGGGCACCUUGGUAACCUGGGAGGCGGUAGGGCACCGUGGUAACCUGGGAGGCGGUAGGGCACCUUGGUAACCUGGGAGGCGGUAGGGCACCUUGGUAACCUGGGAGGCGGUAGGGCACCGUGGUAACCUGGCAGGCGGUAGGGCACCUUGGUAACCUGGCAGGCGGUAGGGCACCUUGGUAACCUGGCAGGCGGUAGGGCACCUUGGUAACCUGGCAGGCGGUAGGGCACCUUGGUAACCUGGCAGGCGGUAGGGCACCUUGGUAACCUGGCAGGCGGUAGGGCACCGUGGUAACCUGGGAGGCGGUAGGGCACCGUGGUAACCUGGGAGGCGGUAGGGCACCGUGGUAACCUGGGAGGCGGUAGGGCACCGUGGUAACCUGGGAGGCGGUAGGGCACCUUGGUAACCUGGGAGGCGGUAGGGCACCUUGGUAACCUGGCAGGCGGUAGGGCACCUUGGUAACCUGGCAGGCGGUAGGGCACCUUGGUAACCUGGCAGGCGGUAGGGCACCGUGGUAACCUGGGAGGCGGUAGGGCACCGUGGUAACCUGGCAGGCGGUAGGGCACCUUGGUAACCUGGCAGGCGGUAGGGCACCGUGGUAACCUGGGAGGCGGUAGGGCACCUUGGUAACCUGGCAGGCGGUAGGGCACCGUGGUAACCUGGGAGGCGGUAGGGCUCCUUGGUAACCUGGGAGGCGGUAUGUAAUUCCCUUAAAGGGCUGUUUUAAACUUGAGUCAGUCAGCAUGACUACAUGACCUAGUCCCCUAAAGAAGUAGGAACUGUGACAGACCUGGCUGACAAGACGUACCCCAUAACUCCUCCCCUUUCUUUAUCUGUUCUGUAAAGGAGUAUUGUUAUCGAUAGCACCAUCCAGUUGAGCUAUACAAACUGCUUCGUGGGCUUUAAGGAACGAGUCUUGUCCGACAACUGCAUUUAAAAAAAAUAUAUAAGGACUGAGCAUAAAGCAGCGCUGAUGUUUUUGAGAUGUCUGUUGUAAAGCUUUGGCAUCUAGGCUAAACUAUGAGAGUGGCGUUUACACUGGUUGCUAGUCUGAAAUGCCACCCUAUUCCCUAUAUAGUGCACUACUUCUGACCACAGACCAAUGGGGAGUGGAGCCCUGUAGGCGAUAGGUUGUCAUUUGGAAAGCAGCCUGGGUUGUACCAACAUGGUAACAUGAUGCCAUUUUACCUUCAUAACACUUUCCAGUUUUAUACGAGCUUACGAGGUCCAAAACGAGACAAACCCGAGCCCAGAGAAGUGGCUGGACUAGUCACAGUGCUGUCCUCAGUCCGUGUUUGUUGGAAUACAUUUCUCAAUGCACUGUAGCCCUCGAGAAAGACAAGAGUCUGGCAUUUGACAUUGAUGUGGCUGACAAGACGGGAAACAAAGAUUUCUCUUUUCACCAAAGUGUGAAUGAUCUGAAAAUACUAUUUUUUAAUCUCUUUGUUUCUGAUACUUUCUGUGAAAUGGUAAGUUCAGACACAGUUGCUUUCAUGUAUUAUAACCAUUCUUACAAACAAAAUGUCCUAUUUAAAUAAAUGUCAUUCAAAA
Oncorhynchus masou masou (cherry salmon) is the source of this 4942-nucleotide messenger RNA. Its product is annotated as E3 ubiquitin-protein ligase arih1. Gene Ontology annotation, cellular component: nucleus; ubiquitin ligase complex; cytoplasm. Gene Ontology annotation, biological process: protein polyubiquitination; ubiquitin-dependent protein catabolic process; positive regulation of proteasomal ubiquitin-dependent protein catabolic process. The record is from RefSeq and is a predicted model, not a curated record. The transcript has 14 exons. Gene Ontology annotation, molecular function: ubiquitin protein ligase activity; zinc ion binding; ubiquitin conjugating enzyme binding. Bases 162 to 1742 code for a protein of 526 amino acids. NCBI's taxonomy places the organism in Eukaryota, Metazoa, Chordata, Actinopteri, Salmoniformes, Salmonidae.